UCAGUCAAGCCUGCUCUCUGAGCACUUAGAUGGAAUAGCAGCAUUUUUCUUCUUUGGUGUCACUGGAGAAGACUGGAAACAAGGUGUCUAAAGGGGGAUUAUUAAGACCUGGGUCUGGUUUAGUACCUGGCUUUUACAAGUGGGACCAACACUGGAGCUAGCUCCUCAAAGACGGUGGUGACUGGUCCUGGUUCCUGAGCGGUGCAGUCAUGGACAGGCCAGAGGGGCUGGCCAGGCCACCUCUGGUGUCAGCCAUGGCACUUUCCCUCCUGGCUCUGUCUCUCCUCUCCACUGGGGUCUCCAGCCUCCCACAGCCUCUGCCAAGAGUCUUCCUUUCCUUCGAAGACCUGCAGGCCUCCCAGUCCUUUGAACACUACAGUAUAUCAGACGCAGCCAUGGACUACAGGAUCCUGCACAUGGAUGAGGACCAGGACAGGAUGUAUGUGGGCUGUAAGGACCACGUCCUCUCCGUGGACAUCAACAACAUCACCCAUGGCACACUUAAGGUGUUUUGGCCUGCGUCUACCAGCAAGAUAGAGGAAUGCCACAUGGCAGGCAAAGACCCUACACACGGCUGCGGGAACUUCAUCCGGGUGGUGCAGCCUUACAACAGAACUCAUCUGUUCAUGUGUGGUAGCGGAGCGUACAGUCCCGUCUGCGUUUACAUCAACAGGGGCCGAAGACCAGAGGAACAAGUAUUUCACAUCGACUCGAGGACGGAAUCUGGCAAAGGGAGGUGCUCCUUCAGUCCUCAAGUGAAUACAGUCUCCGUCAUGCUCAACCAGGAGCUGUUCUCAGGCAUGUACAUUGACUUUAUGGGGACAGAUGCUGCCAUCUUCAGGAGCCUGACCAAGCGAAAUGCAGUGCGGACAGACCAGCACAAUUCUAAAUGGCUCAGUGAGCCAAUCUUUAUCGACGCCCACCUGAUACCAGAUGGAACAGACCCCAAUGACGCCAAACUGUAUUUUUUCUUCCGCGAGAGGCUGACAGAUAAUAAUGGAAAUACUAAAAAUAUUCACACGAUGGUGGCCAGAGUGUGUCCUAAUGACAUCGGAGGACAGCGGAGCCUGGUGAACAAAUGGACCACCUUCCUUAAAGCCAGGAUGGUGUGUUCCGUUCUGGAGGAGGACGGCACUGAAACGCACUUUGAUGAACUUGAAAGUGUGUUUUUGCUGGAAACCGAUCAGCCCAAGAGUCUGUUGGUGUUUGGAGUCUUCACAUCCACAAGCUCCGUGUUUAAAGGCUCCGCGGUGUGUGUGUACAACAUGGCAGACAUCCUCACCGUCUUCAACGGGCCCUUCGCUCACAGAGAGGGGCCCAAUUUUCAGUGGGUGGCAUUCCAGGGGCGUAUCCCUUACCCAAGGCCCGGAACUUGCCCGGGUGGAGCCUUUACACCUGACAUUCUGACAACAAAGGAGUUCCCAGACGACGUGGUGAACUUCGUACGAAACCAUCCGGUCAUGUUCAACCCCAUCUACCCGGUGGGGAGGAGACCUCUGGUGGUUCGCACCAACGCUGACUAUAAAUACACAUCAGUGGCUGUGGACCAGGUUAUGGCUGCUGACGGCAAUUAUCAAGUUCUGUUCCUGGGCACAGACAAAGGCACAAUACAGAAGGUGAUUGUCCUGCCAAGCAAUCAUUCCCUGCAUGAAGAUCUAAUCCUGGAGGAGCUGGAAGUGUUUAAGAAUCAAGCUCCUGUUACAAACCUGAGAAUAUCCUCCAAAAAACAACAGCUGUACGUGAGCUCGGAGUUCGGGGUCUCGCAGGUCUCCCUUCACCGUUGUCACGCUUACGGCUCGGCUUGCGCUGAUUGCUGCCUCGCCAGAGAUCCCUACUGCGCCUGGGACGGACUAAGCUGCUCCCGCUUUUAUCCCACCGGCAAAAGGAGAAGCAGAAGGCAGGACAUUAUGCACGGGAAUCCACUCACUCAGUGUAGAGGAUUCAAUCUAAAAGCUUACAGAAACGCAGUGGAGAUGACGCAGUAUGGCGUGAAAAACAACACCACCUUCCUGGAGUGUCUUCCCAAGUCUCCCCAGGCUUCUAUUCGCUGGCUUAUCCAGAGGGACAAUGACAGGAGGAAAGAGGUGAAGAUGAGUGACCGGGUCCUCUCCACGGAGCACGGCCUCUUGAUCCGCUCCGUCCAGCUGUCUGACCAGGGUCUGUACUACUGCCUGACCACCGAAAAUGGCUUCAAACGCACCGUUGCCAAGAUCCGCCUGCGUGUGCUGAGCGAGGCCAUGGUGAGCAUGCUGACAGACAAGCAGCAGUCGCCGUGGGGGUGGGCCAGCUCUUUGCAUCCUAAGAUCCUUUUCGAAGCCUUCAGUCCUGCAGAGACCCUGGCCGUACAGCAAUACUGCAAAGAGAGGAGGGAGUUCCAGAACCUCCAGCAGAGGCAGCAGCACCAGCCUCAGCCACCUGGACCUCUCAGGGGGGACCUGGCCAAACUCAAGCCCCUGCUGGACCGGAGGAAGAGCCGCAACCGGCGCAAUCACCUGCCAGAGGUCUGACACAGGGAGCUGGCAGCUACAGAAACUGACAUGCACACCGUCCUCUAAUCCUGCAGCCUACCAGGCCGUUACAAAUCCUCAUUUUCCAACCUUCAUCUCAAACUGCAGAGCUGCACUGUGGAUGUACAGUAAGACAAGGAGGUGGGUGUGGGGAGUUCUUAUUCGGCAAUAUCUCUUUUUCUUGCAUGAGGUACUGUGACCAGGUGACUGUGACAUACACUAAAACACACGCACAGGCAACCACAAGCCAAUCAUUUGUUGUCGCAGUCGCAACACAAACUGAAGUGGCCUCGUUACGAGUGUCGAUAAUAAACUGUGGUCUCUAAUAGGCUGAUGUCUCUUACGAUAAUACACCCUGAGACGCAGCUAUGGUCAAUGCUUGUAUCAUAUUUUAAAUAUCAGAGGGGAAAUUGGAUCGGCCGGAUAUUAGCUCACAGUGGAUUUGUUCAUUGUUGGAAAAAAAAGGGGGGGAGGUAAUUUGACAUCACGAUAAUAAACAGAGAAGAUUGAAAAGGGACAAAAGGGAUACAGAUGCAUGUUUGACCGUGAGUGCUCUCUCCCUUUAUGCUAAGUGUUAUAGUAGUAUUUUACUAGAUUCUACUCACAUUUGAACUUUUACUUUUUAACUAACAAAAUUCUCUCCAUUGAGUGAAAACUACAGGGCUCUGUGGGCACAUAAAAAGUAAAAAACUUUUUUUUUCCUACAGGUUGGCAGCCUCACAUUCUGUUUACAGUAGCACUGUUCAUACAAAGCACAGACGACAAGGGGUCAGAAUAAAAAGUGUUAUAUUACAGUGCUACAAGUUGAAAAUUUAUUAGUUCAAAGACCAAACUUUACAUCCCGUACUGAUGUUAUCCAAACAGAAAUAGUAAUAAGAUACAGAGUAGAAUAUGAAAUACAGUGUGAGUCGUUGCACACACCUUACAUGAUCUGUCCUAUAUUUAUUCCUAUUACUCUGUGCCUCACUGUAGUUCAGCUGCAUAUACCAUAUCCAUAUCUCUUUGUCCAGCACAGACGCAUGUUUAUAGAAAUUCAUCAGUAAUGCAGAAAUCUUUCAAAGGAAUAGUUAAACAUUCUGGAAAAUAGGCUUAUUUGCUUUCUUGCGGAGAGUCAGAUGAGAAGAUUGAGACUCUCUCAGUCACUCUGUAGAGUAACUAUAAACUCGGACCAGCAGCUGGUUAGCUGGGUACUGUUUAAUGGCUGAGCACAGUAACCUCCGAUAAAGUGUGACCAUCAGUGCUGAGCCUGCCAUAUAACCCCCCAUAAAACCACGUGUCGCGUUUUGUGCCAAAUUUUGUUACCUUCGGACAGAGCCAGGCUGGCUGUUUACACCCGUUCAGGUUUUUAUGCUAAGCUAAGCUAGCCAGCUGCUGGCUGUAGUUUCAUAUUUACGGUACAGAUAUGAGAGUGGUAUCGAUCUUUUCAGCAGGAAAGCAAAUAGGCCCAGGUAUAUUUCACAAAAUGUCAAAUUAUUCCUUUAAUCCUCGCCUGGGUUAGAUUUGAACAGCCAAACUAGCAGGUAUGCACAUUUUCGUUUCUGCCUUCCGGUAAAUAAUGUAUGUUAGCCUAAUACCUGGAAAUGUAGUCUGCCAUGACACUUUCCUUCAUUCAUUUUCUACAGUCUGCACAGCAAGGUGGACAUACUUUUAAUUCAAAAGUAGAAAUUGUCAGUGAUAGUCUGUGAGAUAGACCAUUUGACAUUUGUGAAUAGACUUCAGAAGCGUAGUUAAUGUAGAUAGAGAUUAUUUGUUGGUUGUGUACAGAGUGUUUUUUUGUUUGUUUGUUUCAUCCUUUUUAAUUUAAUGUGUCGAGUUUGUGAAAAUGUGUUUUCAUUGUGUGUAAAAGUUCAACAUACUUCACCUACUAACUCCGACUGUAUCUGCAAAUUGCAGAGAUAGACAGCACUAUUUUCAUUUUGAGAAAAGACUUUCUAGUUGUUCCUUUCUCUCAUACAGAUCUCUGAUCCACGUGUAAUAAAACCCUGUGACCAGCAUCAUGUCAACUUCAAGUACGUGUAAUUUCAGUGUUAUGAAACAUGUAUUUCUAUUUAUUAAUGUCAUGAUAGCCUGAAUAAAUCUGCUCAGAUG
Molecule: messenger RNA, 4595 nt
Organism: Toxotes jaculatrix (banded archerfish)
Lineage: Eukaryota; Metazoa; Chordata; Actinopteri; Toxotidae
Gene: sema3c
Product: sema domain, immunoglobulin domain (Ig), short basic domain, secreted, (semaphorin) 3C
Exons: 18
Coding region: 210-2507 (765 amino acids)
Biological process (GO): neural crest cell migration; axon guidance; negative chemotaxis
Molecular function (GO): semaphorin receptor binding; chemorepellent activity
Source: RefSeq, a predicted model, not a curated record